UUCAUAACACAAAUGUUUUAUGUGUUUAACGUUUUAAUCAUAUAUUUUCAAAGAAAUAUUAAAUCAAACACACCGCCGUUGUUAUAAGUAACAUCUAUUUCGUUUGGAUUCUGUUUAAUUGGAGAAUUUUCCAAGAAAUACAAAUUGUUGAUAUGGAUUGUGCAAAAAGAAUUGUUAACAUUUAUGAUGAUGAAGAUGAUGAAAAGGUUGAUUCACAGAAUCUCAAAGUUUGUAGCUUUCAUUCUCAAACUUCAAAUCAGAAGUUCUUAAAACAAAAUAAAAUAUUGGAUGAUGAUAAUCUUACUGACAAAAUGAAUUCACUUGAAUCAAAUGAGGAAAAUUUGUUAAUUGAUGAGAGCCAAAUUAAAAAUGAUGAUAAAACUAAACAUGAAGGUGCUGAGUUAAUGUUGCACAGAAUGGUAGAAAAUGAAAAAGUUGGAGAUGAUUUUAUUCAAUGUUCUACAGCUGCAAUAUUUAAUAAUCAUCAUAUCUUACCAUCAACACAUUCAGAGACUACAGUACUUACUUCAGUGUUUUGUAGUACACCAGUUAUUACUGUCGGAGAAUCCAAGCCAUCAGAAUUGAUACUGUGCAAGUCAGAUGAUGAUUCAAUUAUUUUAAGUUCAUCCAAUCAAAAUGCAAUAUUAAUACCAAGUUAUUAUGACAAUGAACAUCUCGUUCAUAUUAACACAGGCAAUAUCUCACUUUAUCAACAUACUCCUGUUUCAACAUUGUACAGUCAUCUACCAAAGGUACACUUAUGUCAGUGGAUGGAUUGUGAUGAACAGUUUUUAAGGAUUGAAGAACUGGUAGAUCAUUUAAACAACAAACAUGUACCAACUCAUAAAGAGGCAAGGGAAUAUUUAUGUCAUUGGAAAGAUUGUGUUAGGCAAGGAAAAGGUUUUAAUGCAAGAUAUAAAUUACUGAUACAUUUAAGGACACAUACUGGAGAACGACCACAUGUUUGUCAUUAUGAAGAUUGUGACAAAAGAUUUUCUCGUUUAGAAAAUCUCAAGAUCCACUAUAGAACGCAUACUGGUGAGAAACCAUAUGUAUGCCCUUUUGAAGGAUGUAAUAAGCGUUAUUCAAACUCAAGUGAUAGAUUUAAACACACAAGAACACACAUGGAAAGCAAACCAUAUCAUUGUAAGAUUGAAGGAUGUUUUAAACAGUACACUGAUCCGAGUUCUUUACGGAAGCAUUUAAAGGCACACAAAUGACAAUGAAAAUAAAAAUUUGAAUAAAACUCUGCUUACAAGUAUAAUCUUUGGGCCAUUAUUUUGAUAGUCUAAUAAAUAACAUUUUUUACACGAAACAUAUUGUGAAUAAUUAUGAACAAGUGCUUUAUAAUAAUUAUAAUUUACAAUAAACAAGUGAAAAUA
This is a messenger RNA of Xenia sp. Carnegie-2017, 1382 nucleotides long. Its product is annotated as zinc finger protein GLIS2-like. The transcript is spliced from 2 exons. The coding region runs from base 153 to 1220 and encodes 355 amino acids. The record is from RefSeq and is a predicted model, not a curated record. Gene Ontology annotation, biological process: smoothened signaling pathway; regulation of transcription by RNA polymerase II. NCBI's taxonomy places the organism in Eukaryota, Metazoa, Cnidaria, Anthozoa, Malacalcyonacea, Xeniidae. Gene Ontology annotation, molecular function: DNA-binding transcription factor activity, RNA polymerase II-specific; RNA polymerase II cis-regulatory region sequence-specific DNA binding. Gene Ontology annotation, cellular component: nucleus.